Amphiprion ocellaris (clown anemonefish) is the source of this 1356-nucleotide messenger RNA. Its product is annotated as keratin, type I cytoskeletal 13-like. Gene Ontology annotation, molecular function: structural molecule activity. The transcript has 7 exons. NCBI's taxonomy places the organism in Eukaryota, Metazoa, Chordata, Actinopteri, Pomacentridae. Bases 45 to 1313 code for a protein of 422 amino acids. The record is from RefSeq and is a predicted model, not a curated record.
CCUCUCCUGCACUCUCCCCCUCCAGAGCAGCAGACUCCUCCACCAUGUCCAUGUACAGCAGCCGUAUCUCCAGCCGACGGGCCCUCAGCGUCCACGCCGGCGCUGGAGGCCAAGGGGUCCGGAUCUCCAGCUCAGUGGCUCCCAGAAGCUUCUCCUCCAUCAACAGCUCAGGCGUCUCCGGGUCAGGCUACUCUGGAGCAGGCUUCUCCGGGUCAGGCAUGUCCGGCGGCGGAGGCUUCGACCUGGCCGACGCCAUCCCCGACAUCAACGACAACAAGAAGGCCACCAUGCAGAACCUGAACGACCGCCUGGCCUCCUACCUGGACAAGGUUCGCAAGUUGGAGACCGCCAACGCCGACCUGGAGCUGAAGAUCCGGCAGUUCCUGGAGAGCAAGACCAAACCCGAAGGCCACGACUGCUCGGCGUACAUGGCUGUGAUCAGCGGACUGCAGGACCAGAUCCUCGAUGCCACCCGUGUGAAUGGAGGUCUGUACCUGGGCAUCGAUAACGCCAAGCUGGCUGCUGAUGACUUCAAGGUCAAGUACGAGAAUGAACUGGCCAUGCGUCAGUCGGUGGAGGCCGACAUCGCUGGGCUCAGGAGGCUGCUGGACGAACUGACUCUGGCCCGAUCGGACCUGGAGAUGCAGAUCGAAGGCCUGAAGGAGGAACUGAUCCACCUGAAGAAGAACCACGAGGAGGAUCUGCUGGGUCUGAGGGCCCAGAUGAGCGGUCAGGUGAACGUGGAGGUGGACGCCGCUCCUCAGCAGGACCUGUCCGCCAUCAUGGGCGAAAUCAGAGAACACUACGAGACCGUCGCCGCCAAGAACCGCAAAGACCUGGAGGCCUGGUUCCAGAACAAGUCUGAGACCCUGACUAAGGAGGUCGCCUCCAGCACAGAGUCCCUCCAAACGUCUCGCUCUGAGGUCACAGAGGUCAAACGCACGCUACAGGCCCUAGAGAUCGAGCUCCAAUCACAGCUCAGCAUGAAAGCGUCACUGGAGGGAACCCUCGCCGACACCCAGAGCCGGUACGCCAUGAUGCUGGCGGGUUACCAGAACCAGGUGUCCAUGCUGGAGGAGCAGCUGGUGCAGCUGAGGGCCGACCUGGAGAGGCAGGGACAGGAGUACCAGAUGCUGCUGGACAUCAAGACCCGGCUGGAGAUGGAGAUCGCAGAGUACAGGAGGCUGCUGGACGGGGAGCUGCUCAGCAGCGCUCCUCAGUCGUCGACCACCACGACUCGCCGUGUCGUCAUCGUCACCAAGGAGGUCACCGAAGAAGGAGAGACGACAUCAGAAACCACCGAGAUCAGCUGAGAAACAUCAGAAAAACUCAAAUAAAACACUUCUGAUGAACCUA